CGCCGCGUGAGGGCGCGAGGGACGGAAGCUGGUCAUCCGGCCCGCGUCCGGGCUCUCUCCGUGCGCUUUGGGGACUUUGCCUUGGUGCGGACGCGCCCUGCGCCCGAAUUCCCGCGCGGCGUCUGGGUGGUGGUGAUCUUGGACCUCCGUGAACCAAAACUGAGUUGGAGCUACCAGGUGCUGCCUGUGCCAUGGACUCUGAGGUCAGCAAUGGUUCAGACCUCAGGAAUGAGUACAUCACAAACUUGCUGGUGCUUGACUUCCUCCAAAGCUUCUCUGACUGUAAGUUUCACCAAGAGCUGAGAACUCUGGGCCAGGAACUACCUGUGCGAACUUACCUGGAGGGGGAACGUGAAGAUGAGCUGCAGACUGACGGCAACCGUGCCAGUCUCUUCAUGGGAAGAAUAGAGGCAGAUUCUGAAAGUCAAGAAGAAGUUAUACAGAACAUUGCCCGGCAUCUUGCCCAAGUCGGGGAUGAAAUGGACCGUAGCAUCCAGCCAGAACUGGUGAAUGAACUGGUGGCACGUUUUAUGAAUGCUGGACUGUCAGAGGAAGACAGAAGCAACUGCCUGGACACCACCCUGAAAGCAGCAAUGCAGACUUACCCUAAAGACAUGGAGAACGAGAAGACCAUGCUGAUUAUGACCAUGCUAUUGGCCAAAAAGGUGGCCAAUCAUACACCAUCCUUACUCCAUGAUGUGUUUCGUGCAACAGUCAACUUUAUUAACCAGAACCUAUUCACCUACGUGCGGGACUUAGUCAGAAACGAGAUGGACUGAAUAGAUGACUGCGGAAGCACAACAGGCUAAAUUUGACGUUGUGACAGCAGUGUAGCUGCCUCCAGAGAGGAGCCAUGGCCACGUAAAUAGAUAUCUUGGAAAAGAGAGGCCCGGAGAAGAGCUCUUUCUCCCUGAUUUCAGGAUAUUUUCAGCUGGUGACCCAUUUAGAAAUUUCUACAUUGAUGUAUUUUGGACGAAAAAGUCAACUUGCCCACCUUUGAGUGGGUCUCAUCUGCCAUCUCCUACAUGUGUACCUUGUGCCUUUAUCUCAACAGCUUACAGGUUCCCAUUUGAAAAUUACAUUGAAAAAUAAGUUGUAAGGCAGAAGGGAAAACAUACUUAGUGAUUUUUGAUUUUUUUUUAAUUGCUGUUUAUUAAGAAGGAGAACUGCACAUACCCCAUACAUAUUUAAAUUUCUGCUAAAAGCAGGGCUCAUUAUGUUUCCAAGAGAGUGAUAAAUAUAAUCUGUGUGAAAUCCUAGCCAAAUGGCUCAGAGGUUCUGGACCAAGGUGCUGUUCCCAGACCAUGGCAAACUCUGGCCUCAACACAGAUGUUUAGUUUGAUUUCCUUGCAGAUUUGGUUUUUGUUUGUUUGUUUUGGUUUUGGUUUUAAUAUUUUUAUCUGUAGAUGGACACAAUAUCUUUAUUUUUUUAUGUGGUGUGGCAAUUUGAACUCAGUGCCUGACACAUGCUAGGCAAGUGCUCUACUACUGAGCCACAACCCCUGCCCGAUUUCCUUGUGUUUAAGUCAAGAAAAUUAUUUAAAAGGUGUCAUGACAAUAUGAGGGCCCAUGUAAACCAGUGUGUCCAAAAUCAAGCAGCUAAAUAUAUUUUUCCUCUUUCCAAGAAGUCAAGGCUUUGAUAACAUUUGGAAGCUCAUGGAAUGCCAGAUGUCCUAUUAAUAAACUUAUCAUAAUUGUUUUCAGCCCCAACCCCCACUGAGUUCGUCCAAGCAUGGAAUCUGCCUCAGGACAGAACAGGCCUCUAGGCAUAAAAGACAAACACUGUUAGAUUUAUCAGUUAUGCAGGUGAAGUGCUUCCCCUUCUGAGAGACAGGGUCCAAAUAAAUACAGGUAAUUGCAACUCACUCAGGUAGAACCUUUCCUUUAUGGAAGGAAAAGCUUCAGGUUAGCAGUGGUUCAGAAUGGGCCUUUCACACCUGGAAGCCACGGUCUAGGAUUCAGUCUGGAAGUGUGGCGAUGUGUGUUGGGCCCACAUCACUUGUGUCACCUUCAACAGUAAAGUCCUAUGUCUGCAAAUGUAAUGCUUUGGUCUGGAUGUGGUGGUGCACACCUGGAAUGCCAGCUCUUCUGGAGGGUGAAAUGGGAGGAUCAGAAGUUCAAGAUCAGCCUAUGCAAUGUAGUGAGACCCUGUCUCAAAAUAAAUGAAUAGGACUAGGAUUGCAGCUCAGUGGUACAGCACCCCUGGCUUCAAUCCCCACAACCUGGAAACAACAACAACAACAAAAAAUGAACAAACAAAACAAUGUGAUUACUUGGGGGAAGCUUAUGGACAAGAGCACAGAGGGACUAAUACACAGUUUCUUCUUAACCAGAAACAUUUUUUUCUGUUCCUUAAGAGUUUAAAUUUGCUUUUGGAAACUACAUGAGUUUGAAUUCAUCAGAAAAGAAAAAUCUCCUAUUUUGGUCAGCAUUCAGCACACACCACCCUAGGGCUGGGUAUCCAGUGUGACCAAAAGGUUACAAAUACUCAAAGCAAACAGAUGCUGCCUGCAAUAUGAAGGCCACCAUUUGAAAUAAAUCUUUUAAGUGACGCUA
This is a messenger RNA of Ictidomys tridecemlineatus (thirteen-lined ground squirrel), 2556 nucleotides long. It is a transcript of the gene Bid, whose product is annotated as BH3 interacting domain death agonist. Lineage: Eukaryota; Metazoa; Chordata; Mammalia; Rodentia; Sciuridae. Gene Ontology annotation, biological process: apoptotic mitochondrial changes; positive regulation of extrinsic apoptotic signaling pathway; positive regulation of intrinsic apoptotic signaling pathway. The record is from RefSeq and is a predicted model, not a curated record. Gene Ontology annotation, cellular component: cytoplasm; mitochondrion; cytosol.